CAGCCCUCUAAGGCUGGGGCUGGUGAUCAGCCCCAACAGAGAAAAUGAGGAGUUUAGAGUUGCAGCUGGAGAAGGGGUUUGAAGGAAGUUGGAAGUGGGGAGGGGCGGGGGCAUCUGGUCUCAGAAAUGGACAAAGCUGGAUGCUGACAGGGUGCAGGGCAGGGGACUGGGGGUGCUUGAGUAGGAUGUGAGACUUCAUGGGCCUGGGUUCUGUUGAGUUUUUUCAGUAUCAAUUUCUUAAACCAAAUUUAAAAAAAAACAAGGUGGGGGGGUGCUCAUCUCGUGACCUCUGCCACCCACAUCCUUCACAAACUCCAUGUUUCAGUGUUUGAGUCCAUGUUUAUUCUGCAAAUAAAUGGUAAUGUAUUGGACCCCAUGUGUGGCUUCUGUGCUGUCACCAUCAGUGCCUGAGCCCUGGCUCCUAGCAGAGGCCUCAGAGCCUCUGUGACUGGCUCAUUUUCUGCUGGCUUUUCACCUCCCUUGGCACCUGUCCCCCAGGAGGUGGGCCUAGACAAUUACCCCUGAUCUCCAAAUUGCCCACCCUCUGGGCCUCUGAGCAUCUUCAUUUGUACAACAGGGAGAAUUGUGGGGACCAAAUAGAAUCUGUGUGAAAAAGCACCUUGUCACCUGCAAAAUGCUCUUUGAACAUGAGGCUUUUUUUUUUUUUUUUUGAGAUAGAGUCUUGCUCUUGUCACGAGGGUGGAGUGCAAUGGUGCGAUCUCAGUUCACUGCAAACUCCGCCUCCCCAGUUCAAAUGAUUCUCCUGCCUCAGCCUCCUGAGUAGCUGGGAUUACAGGCGCCUGCCACCACACUCAGCUAAUUUUUGUAUUUUUAGUAGAGACGGGGUUUCACCAUGUUGGCCAGGCUAAUCGCAAACUCCUGACCUCAAGCGAUCCGCCAGCCUCAGCCUCCCAAAGUGCUGGGAUUACAGGCAUGAGCCACCGCGCCCGGCCACGAGGCAUUGUCAAGGUGACCACACCACUGCCCCCUGCCUUCAGGAUGGGAGGCCUUGUUCUCUGAGCGUCAGUCUCUGGCUACCUUACCACGUCCUUGACAAUGUCUGCUUUCAAAUAUCACUUUCUCCUUCCUUCCUUCUUUCUUUUCGCCGCCUGAAUGAAUCUUUUGUUCUGCGGCAAGCCAAGAGAAAAUGGUAGGAUUGAUUCCCAAGUGUGAAAGGGGGGUGGAAGUGGUGUCUUCCAAGAGGAGUCUGGGUGCCCUGCCGGAGAAGGGAAGAUGCAGCGGGGGAGAGACCUAGAACCGCGAUCAAAGCUGCAGCAGCUGCUGGGGCUGGCGGGACAAAGGGAGGAGGGAGGAGCCUGGGCGCUGAGAAAGUUCUUGGGGAAAGUUGAGCUGAGCCAAGAGUCGGGCGGUGGCUGGGAUGGGCGGGAGGGCCCGGCCCGAUUUCCCUUGCUGCUCCCCUUGUGGCCUGGUGAGUGGGAAGUGAAACCAAGGAUAGGACCAGUGGAGGGACCCUCUAAUUUAUGGGAGGAGACAUGAGGGGUUCAUGGAACCCCAGCGGGGGCAACUGACUGGGCAGUCACCAAAGCUGGAGGGGACAGAGGGCUGGGAUCUCCAAUCAUGGGAAGGGAGAGAUGGAUGGAAGGAAAUGAAGAACUGGAUAGGGGACACGCGGCUAGACCCCAGGGGCUGUGAUCGGGGAGGGAAUUGGGGAGUGAUGCCAGAGAGGGCAGGUCUCCGGGAGUAAAAGUGUGGUUUCUCUCUGCUUAGGGUUACCCCUGGCUCAUCGGAGCAGGGAGCUUUCGGGGCUUGUUGGAGGGGCCGUGGUCCCUAAUCGCGAGUUGCAAUCUGAAGGGGCGGGGCCGGACUCCCGGUUGAUUAGGAAGCUCGGGCUUCAGAAGGAACUCUGCAACGCUGACAGAGGCAAAAAUCUGCUAACUCAGGGGGCAGACUCAACCAAGACUGCAAGCAGGCCUGGGGAAUGACCCCCCGAUCUCCAACCAGCGCCUUCUGCAGCUGCACGGCUGUCUCCAGCUGUCUGUGCCCCUGUUCCUGGCCCUGGCUCCAUCUCUGUCACCUCACCCUUCCCUGUGCCACAUGGGCCCUCUCUCUCUUGCCAGGACGCUGCGGCUCUGGGGACCUCGGAGCCUGGGGGUGGCUCUGGGAGUCUUCAUGACCAUUGGCUUUGCACUCCAGCUCUUGGGAGGGCCCUUCCAGAGGAGGCUACCCGGGAUACAGCUCCGACAGCCCUCGGCCCCAUCCCUACGACCAGCCCUUCCAUCCUGCCCACCCCGGCAGCGACUGGUGUUCCUGAAGACGCAUAAAUCCGGGAGCAGCUCUGUGCUGAGCCUGCUUCACCGCUACGGGGACCGGCACGGGCUGCACUUCGCCCUCCCUGCCCGCUACCAGUUUGGCUACCCAAAGCUCUUCCAGGCCUCUAGGGUAAAAGGCUACCGCCCCCAGGGUGGAGGCACCCAGCUCCCCUUCCACAUCCUCUGUCACCACAUGAGGUUCAACCUGAAAGAGGUACUUCAGGUCAUGCCUUCUGACAGCUUCUUUUUUUCCAUUGUCCGAGACCCAGCGGCUCUGGCUCGCUCUGCCUUCUCCUACUAUAAAUCCACCUCAUCAGCCUUCCGCAAGUCACCAUCCUUGGCUGCCUUCCUGGCCAAUCCUCGAGCCUUCUACAGGCCUGGGGCCCGUGGGGACCACUACGCUCGCAACUUACUAUGGUUUGACUUUGGCCUGCCCUUUCCCCCAGAGAAGAGGGCCAAGAGAGGGAAUAUUCAUCCCCCCAGAGACCCCAACCCCCCACAACUGCAGGUCUUGCCUUCUGGUGCUGGCCCUCGAGCCCAAACCCUCAAUCCCAAUGCCCUCAUCCAUCCUGUUUCCACUGUUACUGAUCAUCGCAGCCAGAUAUCAAGCCCUGCCUCUUUCGAUUUGGGGUCUUCAUCCUUCAUCCAGUGGGGUCUGGCCUGGCUGGACUCUGUCUUUGACCUUGUCAUGGUGGCUGAGUACUUCGAUGAGUCAUUGGUUCUGCUGGCAGAUGCCCUGUGCUGGGGUCUAGAUGACGUGGUGGGCUUCAUGCACAAUGCCCAGGCUGGACGUAAGCAGGGCCUCAGCACUGUCAGCAACAGUGGACUAACUGCGGAGGAACGGCAGCUGACUGCACGGGCCCGAGCCUGGAACAACCUGGACUGGGCUCUCUAUGUCCACUUCAACCGCAGUCUCUGGGCACGGAUAGAGAAAUACGGCCAGCGCCGGCUGCAGACAGCUGUGGCCGAGCUCCGGGCUCGCCGAGAGGCCCUAGCGAAACAUUGUCUGGUAGGGGGUGAGGCUUCUGACCCCAAAUACAUCACUGAUCGCCGGUUCCGCCCCUUCCAGUUUGGGUCAGCUAAGGUUUUGGGCUAUAUACUUCGGAGUGGAUUGAGCCCCCAAGACCAAGAGGAGUGUGAGCGCCUAGUUACCCCUGAGCUCCAGUACAAGGACCAGCUGGAUGCCAAGCAGUUCCCCCCUGCCGUCUCACUGCCCCUCAAGACUUCAAGGCCACUCUCCCCAUAAACAUCAGACUACAGACUUAGGGGGAAAAGCAGCCAUGUUUGAAGGGCACAUGUGAUGAGUGGGAGGCAGCAAGAUGCCAUUUCUGCAUCUCCCAGAAGGGAUGAGUCUUUGUCCUGAUGCAAGCCCCCUCUUUGCUGGGCUCCCAGCAGUGCUUCCCUCCUCCACCUUCCACUCAUUUUGUUCUUUCCCCCCAACUUUUUUUUUUUUUAAACGGAGUCUCGCUCUGUCCCCCAGGCUGGAGUGCAGUGGCAUGAUCUCAGCUCACUGCAACCUCUGCCUCCCAGGUUCAAGCGAUUCUCCUGCCUCAGCCUCCAGAGUAGCUAGGAUUACAGAUGCGUGCCACCAUACCCGGCUAAUUUUUAUAUUUUUAGUAGAGACAGGGAUUCAACAUGUUGGUCAGGCUGGUCUUGAACUCCUUACCUCAGGUGAUCCACAUGCCUCUGCCUCCCAAAGUGCUGCCAUUACAGGCGUGAGCCACUAGGCCUGCCCUCCCCUUCCCCUUUCCUGCCCUAAGGCAGAUCCAUAUCACCAAAGCUCCCUAGAGGGGCAAAAGAUGGAGUUAGCCACAGAAAGUUUGGGGCGUGGUGAGUUGGAAUGAUACGUCCAUUUCUCUAUGAAAUAUUUGCUACUAGACUGUUCAUUUCUCUCUGAAAUGUUUGUUGAAUGAAUAAAUAAUUUGAAACUUC
Molecule: messenger RNA, 4202 nt
Organism: Symphalangus syndactylus (siamang)
Lineage: Eukaryota; Metazoa; Chordata; Mammalia; Primates; Hylobatidae
Gene: GAL3ST4
Product: galactose-3-O-sulfotransferase 4
Biological process (GO): glycolipid biosynthetic process
Cellular component (GO): membrane
Molecular function (GO): galactosylceramide sulfotransferase activity
Source: RefSeq, a predicted model, not a curated record